Symbiodinium pilosum is the source of this 3513-nucleotide messenger RNA. The record is from the annotation of a GenBank genome assembly. NCBI's taxonomy places the organism in Eukaryota, Dinophyceae, Suessiales, Symbiodiniaceae.
AUGGCUGCUGCGGCAGUCAGUGUGGUCGCGCGUCGACAAUACCUGGAUGAGCUUGCCCGAGAGGGUCAGGUUUCCGGCCAUAUACGAAAGACCGUUACGACAGACCUUCCGCCAGAGGGCACAGGCUUUUGGAAAUGCCAGCGCAAGGCAGCCAUAGCCUACAUUCAGAUGAAAGUCCAGCUCUCCGUUGCAGCGCUCAUUGCCGGCAAUUUUGUAGCCAACGUGAUAGAGAAAUGGAUUGAUCCAGCAGCUGAACGAUAUGCUGCAGUAUGGGAUCUUGUUGAUAUGUUUUUUAAUUGCAUGUUCACAAUUGAGCUAGCAUGGAACAUGUACGCUUUUUGGUUUUGGCGAUUCUGGCGUUCCGGCUGGAACAUAUUUGACUUUGUUGUGGUGACCAUCGGGAUCCUGAACAUGACGCGGAUUCCUUUGCCUGGUCCCUUUGGCCUGCUUCGAAUGAUGCGUGCCUUCCGGGUGUUUCGGCUCUUCAAAAGGGUUCGGUCACUCAACGCCAUCAUGGUUUCUUUAGCAAGAGCUGUGCCUGGCGUUUCGAACGCUUUUGUCGUGCUGCUGCUGGUGAUGUCCAUUUAUGCCAUCGUAGGUCAGGAGUUCUUCAUGUACCAUGCCAGCAAUUACACCUACACCAAUGACAUUGGUGACGAAGUGGAUCUUGUCACGCCACGGGGGUUGGACUAUGGAUAUGACUACUGGGGGAACUUUGGCCUGGCCCUGUACACCAUGUUCCAAGUUCUCACCACAGAGUCCUGGUCUGAAGCUGUUGGACGGCCUUUGCUGAACAGCAAUGACGACUUCCAGCAGCUGGGUGUUGCAGUGUUCUUUGGGUCCUACAACUUGCUUGUUGGAAUCGUCCUGAUUAACGUUGUUGUCGCUGUUUUGCUGGAGAAGAUGAUGGCGCAGAAGGAAGGCGAGAACAUGCGAAAUGAGAUGCACAAGACUCUCUCAGAGGCUCCAUCUGAAAGAAGCUCAAUACGCAGAGCCAGCGCUGCCUCGAGCUCCUCUCGGACAGAUGCCAUGAAAGGCAGUAGCCACGCCGCAGCCACAGCUGCGCCAUCUGCGCCUCAGCCUUUCGGGUUGUUGCGUGGAGAUGCCGCUGCCGCUGCCGAGUGCGCCUGGGACAGCCUGCAGAAUCAGCCGCACACGCCGCAGCAUCAAAACGAGGUGCCAUCUCACACACUCAAGGAGCUGUUCAUGUCGCCGCGGGAUACUGCAGUCGGCACCGGUACACUGUCGACGGAUGUGCUGAAGUCGACGAUUCCGGGACAUUUGGAUGGAAGCGUAUCUGGGAGUGCAACAACGCGCGAGCCAUCUAAAGGCGCUGCAUGCCUUGAUGAGAGAUCGGCAGAGGUUCUCGAAAUCGAGGCGGAUUGCGCAAAGCUGAAAAGCCAGCUUGCCAUGGCCUGCUGCCCAGCCACCAGCCAUGCUGUUGCUGACAUUGAUGCCCUGCACGGUCAGUCGGGUGAUCCUUGGAAGCACCUGGUAGAAGCGUGGAUUUCGUUUCACCUGGAGGUGAAGGCUGUGAGUGAAGAGAGGGUUGGUUCGUUCUCUGCCAUUGUUUGCUUAGAUUGGCCUACCUACCUUGAUGUCAUACAGAGUUUUGUGCUGGACUUCUCUUCUCUCUGUGACCGCGAAAUACCGGAGAAGAAUGAGACUGCGGACUCUAUGGAUGCUGACAGUAAGGCCUACGAAGCAGAGCUCAAGGACCUUCUGGAGAAGAAGGAGGCAGCCAAAGCAGAAGAGGAUUUUGACAAGGCGGAACAGCUGAAAGAGCAGGUUCAGCAAGUGAAGAGCAAUGAGCUUGCACGGCUGAAGGUGAAGAAGGACGAAGCGUUGAAGCAGGAGAACUAUCUGGAGGUCUUCUCGCAGUGGACCUCAUUCCUGGAGCUUAUUGAGAGGGCCUUGGAUGCAGCGCGCAUCCAACACAGGCGUUUCGAUGGGUCUUUGAGCAUCGAUGAACGCGCGCAGCGUGUGGCAUGGCUGAGUGAGCCCGCAGUUGGAGGAAAUGGGGCUCGAGUGCUUCUGGCUGGAUUAAAGUCUGGCGGCACUGGCCUCAAUUUGGUUGCAGCUUCGCGGCUUUACUUGCUGGAUCUUUGGUGGAAUCCCGCCGUGGAAGAGCAAGCAAUUCAGCGAGUGCAUCGGAUUGGCCAGAAGCAGGAAGUUCAUGUCUACAAGUUUGUGGUGGAGGACACCAUUGACUUGGACCUGCUUCAGCUGCACCGCGCCAAAGAACGACUGCUGGAAGAUGCUCUCAGCGGAGGCAAGAGUCACGAAACUGCCACAAGGCUGACCAUGGACGAUCUGAAGCGCUGGCAGCUCAGCAAAGAUCAUGAGUUGCUUCCUCGAACGACUCGGUUCGAUGCUAGGCCUUUUCAACCCAUGCCGAUCCCUCCGGACGGGAGGCUGAUCAACGGGAAGUUCGAGUACGCCUUCUUUACAGACAGGAACCCCAAGUUCGUUGAAACUCUCGGAAAGUUCCUUGAAAAGGAGACUUUUGAGAAGGAUGAUUUCAUCAUUCGAGAAGGAGAUAAGGGCUAUAGCAUGUAUUUCUUCUGCUCGGGCAGCGCCAUCAUGUGCACUGGAGCAGAUUUUCAUGAAGUGCAAAUUCUGACACGAGGAGAUCAAUGUGGAGAACUGGCCUUGCUCGGCAUCACUCAUAGAAGUUGUAGCGUCGUCGCUCGGGAGCGCACUGAAUGCCUCGUGCUGAAGAAGCGCUUUUUUCAAGCAGUUGUCGAAAGGUUCCCAGAAGAGAAGGAAUACUUUGCGCAGGUUGCUGCUGUUAGAAAGCAGGAGCUGAAGCUGAACUAUGAUUCGGAGCGAAGUGCCCGGCACCGGAACAGAAGACUGUCCCGGCAUGGCAACAAGGAGGCAGAAGGCGACUCAGACCGCGAUGCCACGGAUGACCCGGCGCCGAGCCUCCCUGAGGCCGACACCUCCUCUCCGCUGCCAGAUGCAGAGAUCCCAGGGCAAGCCCCCGCUCUUUCUCACCUGUCGGUCAAACAGCUUCUGGCACCCCCUCCACGGCAGGGACCUCUGCAGCUCGCACCGCUUGGCCAGGAGCAGCAACGUGUCCGAAAUGGUAGAAGAGGCUUCCAGCACCGCAUGGCCAAGGAAUUGACCACGGUGGGACACGCAGCGCUCGCCAGGAAGAUGGAAGUUGCUGCUGCCUUGCAUGAGGAGAUGCAGCCGCCGUCUUCCAGCUCAUUAAUACCUACCCGAAGAGCAGCGCGAAGCCACUCUCUGACUCAGGUCCCUGCACUUGAGCGUUUGAAGCCGCAACGGAAGGAGGCUGAAGAUUUGCCACAGCUGCCGUGUCAGCCAGCACAUGCCCGAGACUUCCCGCCCGUCAAAGGAAGUGUCAGCAAGGUUGAGAUUGAGUACGAGGAUCCGCCUCCAGCUAAGAAGGUUCUUCAAGAUGAUGAUGAUGACGACGACGGCUUUGACUUCCUGAAUAUGGACCUCAACGCAAUCGAUCCCUGGGCAAGAGCUGUCUCUGCCUAG